Molecule: messenger RNA, 1515 nt
Organism: Alternaria arbusti
Lineage: Eukaryota; Fungi; Ascomycota; Dothideomycetes; Pleosporales; Pleosporaceae
Exons: 2
Coding region: 1-1515 (504 amino acids)
Biological process (GO): regulation of DNA-templated transcription
Molecular function (GO): zinc ion binding; DNA-binding transcription factor activity, RNA polymerase II-specific
Source: RefSeq, a predicted model, not a curated record
AUGGUCAAUGUAGCCGGCCGUUCGAAAGGAUGCUCAACCUGCCGCAGGCGCCGUAUCAAGUGCGAUGAGACUCGCCCAACAUGUCAGAGAUGCGAAAAGGCUGGCUUCAAAUGCGAUGGUCCACAGUCGAUCGUCUUUGUGCAAGGCAAAAUCGUCAAGUCUAGGAGGUCACAGAAGUUGAAGAGCAAGGCGGCGGACCCGCCUGUAACGACUGUCUGGAAGAGGCAAGAAGUAGAAGAGUCUACCUCGGAAUCUCCUGAAUACCGCUUCGACCUCCCUGAAAUCAGGCCUAAAUUCAACGACAAAGAAAUUUGCAUCUGUUAUGCACGCCGCCAUCUUCUACCCAACGGUCCCAUAGACCUAGGGUUACAGGAGCUUCAGCCCUCAGACAUUGUCACGGAUAACUACGCCGCAAAAGGAGCAAGCGGCCCAUUGUUUGUUCAAGCCGCACUCAGCUUUGCAACCCUCUUCUUCGGCGCGCAGCAUCACCAGAGCGGUAUCCUCACCGAAGGUUAUGCCAUACAUGGUGUAGCUCUUAAGCGGUUAAACCAGGCUUUAAGCCAGCCAGAACGGCGUAUGCAUGACGACGUAAUCGUUUCCGUCAUUCUAUUGGCUAUGCUUGAACUCUUCAUGCCCACUGGCCCUAGGAACUGGCUCAAGCACAUGCUUGGAUUGGAACAGCUUCUAGCACUACGUGACCCAGCAUCCCUGGCUUAUGCGUCGUUUCGCACACUAGAGCUGUACAAAGGUGUACGACACAUGAUACUGAUAGCAUCAUUGAGGAACAGAACGCCAUCAAUCUUUGCGCGACCACAGUGGAAAGCUGUACUGAGAACAGCACUCUCGCUGGAAACUCCAGAUGAACAAGACUUACACGAUGUGCUCGCAGAUUGCUCGGUGCUCAUAGCUGCGAGUGACGAGCUCUUCAAGCUUCAGCAUCCGUCUGGCUUAAGCUAUAUACAGCGGCGACAGGAGAUGCAAUGCAAGGCAGAUGGGCUCUUAGUCUUUCUUCAAGCGUGGAAACAACGAUGGGAUAGCAAUGAGGAGAAUGUCCAUAUUGAAGAAGAGUCUCUCGAUCUGACCACUACCGAGAUGUCGCCACGCAUCAUCUACAGGUUUAUGAGCGACUCUGUUGCGCGGAUGCUGAUGUUGUACAACACAGCGUUGAUCUACACCCUCCGUGUCAUGGCGACUUUAGAAAUCAAAACCAACGGCCCACAAGAGAAUCUGAGCGAUCACAUACAGGGCGACACAGGCGCGGAUGUUACGAACGAGAGUUCUUACUAUCCCGCCAUUGUUGCAGCAGGGCUCAAUAUUGCCCGCUGUAUCACUGACUAUUUGCAACACAAACGCGCGCGGGGAGAAACAGACUUUGUCUCACCCAUUGUACAGUGGACUGUGAUCACCGCUGGGCAGGCAUUAGGUGGCGAGGAGUCUCCGGAUGGUAAAUGGAUGGUCAGCCUGCUGAAAGGAGACGCUAUGUAUACGAUUGCGAAGAGAGCUUGGGAAGUUUGA